Messenger RNA from Osmia bicornis bicornis, 1576 nucleotides. RefSeq names its product calcineurin subunit B type 2. Bases 91 to 603 code for a protein of 170 amino acids. Lineage: Eukaryota; Metazoa; Arthropoda; Insecta; Hymenoptera; Megachilidae. The transcript is spliced from 5 exons. The record is from RefSeq and is a predicted model, not a curated record. Gene Ontology annotation, molecular function: calcium-dependent protein serine/threonine phosphatase regulator activity; calcium ion binding.
UAUCAACCAUAAAAUAAUACCCGCUGAUCAAUUUUGACGUUUUUGGGUGAAUUUUUGACAGUAACAGGAAUCCGCUGAUUCGAUUUCACAAUGGGUAACGAAAGCUCUUUGCCUAUGGAACUGUGUUCUAAUUUUGAUGUUGAUGAAAUUAGAAGAUUGGGAAAACGAUUUCGCAAAUUAGAUCUGGAUAAUAGCGGUGCUUUAAGUAUCGAUGAGUUUAUGUCAUUACCAGAGUUACAACAAAAUCCUUUAGUUCAACGUGUAAUAGAUAUAUUUGAUGCCGAUGGUAAUGGAGAAGUUGAUUUUAAGGAAUUUAUCCACGGUGUUUCUCAGUUCAGUGUCAAGGGUGACAAAGAAAGCAAAUUAAGAUUUGCCUUUAGAAUUUAUGAUAUGGAUAACGACGGUUUCAUAAGUAACGGGGAAUUGUUUCAAGUAUUAAAAAUGAUGGUAGGCAAUAAUUUGAAAGAUACACAACUUCAACAAAUUGUUGAUAAAACAAUAUUGUUUGCUGAUAAAGACGAAGAUGGUAAAAUUAGUUUUGAGGAAUUCUGUUCUGUUGUUGGUAAUACAGAUAUUCAUAAGAAGAUGGUGGUUGAUGUCUAAAUAAUCAAAACUUGUGACAAAUAUUAAAUAUUAAAAUAUGGUAAUGUGUUUGAUUUUAUAAAUUUAUUAAUAACAGCAAAAUCAUUGGAUAGUUGUAAGUAACAAAAUCUUGUAGCGUCAAAUUAUGAUUGUUACUAAGCCUUUAAUCAAGCCAAUUUGUAUAUCAGUUUGACGCCUUUCAAAUGUUUUCCAUAGUACAAUGUAUAUUAGAAUUUAUUGACCACCAACUUUCUACAAUUGUGCACAUUCUCUAAACAUUACAUACAUGCGCGCGCGCAUAAAACUUUCAACACUAUAAAUGAACAUUGUUACAUUACAUACACGUACACAUACACCUACAUAUUUAUUUUAGUCGAUGAUGUUAUGUUUGUGUAAUAAUUCUGUUAUUAUUUUAUUCAAUUAAUGUGCAAAACAUUGUAAAGUUACUUUAGGAAAACUUAAGAAAUACAGUUAUAAAUACAUAAAUCGUUAAACAUACCGUUUCUUGUAUCAGUAUCUUAUUAAAAUACGUUUGGAUUGUUAUUUUACAACUGUGUUUCUGUAGUUUUUCAAUUAAAUGCUAUUAGAUCUAGACAAACGAGAACAUCUCGUUCAAGUGAUAAUAUCAAAUUUAAUAUGUUGUUGGAGCGUAACUGGUGAAUCUCAAAAAUAUUUCUGAUCAUUUUCGAAAUGAAUUUGUAUCACAUGUAUUGUGUUCAAUUACUACCAAUUGUGCAUUUGAAAAAAAUACAUCAUUUUCUUUAUUAUGAUUGAAUUAAUAUGUAUGGAGUUUUUCAUAUAUAUAUAUAUAUAUAUACAUAUAAAUAAAAGAUGAUCAAUCUUUUCACAUAAAUCUGUCUUUCUUACAGCUGUGAACAAGACUGAAACAGAAAUGGAAUUUUCAAAUGCACUGUUACUUUUAAAUAAUUAUAUUUGUUAAUUGUGUUAUUUCUAAAAGCAUAAUAUACCACAAAAUAUAACAAGUUCUUAUUUA